UCAGCUGAAUGAAGGGACGCCAUGUCUACCCUGGACACAAUGUAUCAUUUUCCCUAACAAGAUGCAUAAUUAGAGUAGAAUUGCAUCUUGUUACAUUGUUAAGCUGUUUGUAGAGGAGAGUUUUUAUUCUGGGAAUAAACUGGAUAUAAUAUAAAUGAUAAAUGCUAGAGAGACUUAGUAAAUAGAAAAUCAUGGACCUUUAAAACUGCUGAUGAACACAGGCCUGUCAGCCAGGCUGAUGAUGUUACAGGUACCUGGAUUGUCAUGUCACCUUUGACAGCCAGCCAUGACACAGGUACCUCUGAAAAGUCAUGUGACCUUUAGAAUGUGGUGAUGUCACAGAUGCCUUUGUGAUGUCAUAUAACAAUUGAUUCUAGCUUUCUGCAGCCUGACUUUCGGCCAUAUUUCUUCAUCACUUGACGGGUGAAGGCGACUUUUACUUGCGCUCAGCAAAUUUUGGUUUUGUUCAAAGAGGGCCUGUUAGCCAAGCCGUUCCAAGUGUCAUCAUGGAACGCGCUGAAGGCGCACAGGACCUUUCUCAGCCUAGUGACAUCUAUGGGCUGAACAUGGAGGUUCCAAAGAAUCUUCCCCAAAAAAGAAAAAGGAAGAGAAAGAGGAGAGUUCAGCCGCCAAAUAAGAGGAGGAGAAUAGAAACAUCAGAGAAGGCGAAAGAUGGCGGCAAAGAAAAAAUGAUCAAGGCUUCGAAAAGACCUGGAAGCCCUAUACAGGAGAGUAUCCUAAAAAAGAGGAAGAGGGGAGAAAAGACAGGGGGAAAAGCUGAAGAUGGACCCAGCACGUCCUAUAACACUGAGAUGGAACAGCUGUCAGUGACAACCCCAGCAGAAACCCCCAUCAUUGUGACUGGACUGGAAAGCUUCACCUUCCAUAAAUUUCUUGGAGAGGGUGCUUUUGGUAAAGUCAUGCUGGCCACACAUCCCGACUGCCAACAACAACUGGCAGUGAAGCUGGUGAAGAAGAGGGUCCUGCUUCAGAACUUUAGAAACAACGUUCUGAUUGAGCGACAGGUCCUGGAGGUGACUGGGAAAAGUCCACUAUUCACCCACGCUUAUGCCACCUUCCAGACCAAGGACUAUGCCUUCUUCAUCAUGGAGUUUCUCAGCGGAGGAGACCUAGGUGACCUCAUACAUGCCAAAGCCCCAUUUACCAUUCCAGUCACCAGAUUUUUUGCAGCUGAGAUCAUCUGUGGGCUGCAGUUUCUCCAUAACAGAGGCAUCAUACAUAGAGACAUAAAACCAGACAACAUCUUAAUGGACAGCGCCGGUCACUUGAAGAUUGGCGAUUUCGGUCUUGCCGUGAUGAACAUCUUUGGGGAAAGGAAGAUCUCACAAUAUGCCGGAACUCUUAGCUACAUGGCACCCGAGAUUCUUCUGGAGAAGCCCUACAACACGGCAGUGGACUGGUUCUCAGCUGGUGUGACGAUAUAUGAGAUGGCUACUGGCAAAUAUCCAUUCUCUGCCAGUAUAUUUCCUGAAAAAAUUCAGAAGUCACUGAUCAACGAUGUUCCCACCUACCCAAAACGACUCGACCCACAAGCCAGAGACCUCAUAGAGAGGCUCUUAAUCAAGUCACCAGAGAGUCGCCAGUUAGCGGUAUGUAACAUCAGGGAACAUCCAUUUUUCAUGGACAUCGAGUGGACAGAUAUAGAGGAAGCAGCAGCUUGUCCACCAUUCCAACCAGGACCACUACCAGUGAUGACAUCGAAAAAAAUAAAUGAUGUCCUAUCCUCCACCGAAGCCAAUAAGCCACCAAUGGCCGAUAAAGAUCAAAAGCUAUUCUGUGGAUUCACUUUUGCCAAUGCCAGAUGGCAGGUCAUAAAGCCAAUACAAGAACCUGUCAUACGUCAUCGCAGAACAUUUGGCAGGAUUGUGAGAGAGAUCGUCCACAGGAUCUGGAGGAGGAUAAACCACUGGAAGUGA
This is a messenger RNA of Bufo gargarizans (Asiatic toad), 1937 nucleotides long. RefSeq names its product protein kinase C delta type-like. Gene Ontology annotation, molecular function: protein serine/threonine kinase activity; ATP binding. Gene Ontology annotation, biological process: peptidyl-serine phosphorylation; intracellular signal transduction. The coding region runs from base 507 to 1937 and encodes 476 amino acids. The record is from RefSeq and is a predicted model, not a curated record. The transcript has 9 exons. Lineage: Eukaryota; Metazoa; Chordata; Amphibia; Anura; Bufonidae.